Messenger RNA from Cladophialophora bantiana CBS 173.52, 619 nucleotides. RefSeq lists its product as uncharacterized. The transcript is spliced from 3 exons. The record is from RefSeq and is a predicted model, not a curated record. NCBI's taxonomy places the organism in Eukaryota, Fungi, Ascomycota, Eurotiomycetes, Chaetothyriales, Herpotrichiellaceae. The annotation marks the transcript as partial.
GUCCCUGAUACAAAUUCGACGUUCACUAUUUGGCGAUUCGGAGUUUUCGGGUAAGACUUGGGACCAGCAAAUUGUUGCUUCAAACGUGUACUAUGAUUUCCAUAAAUUCGGAUACGAUGAUGCCAAUUUCAUCAUUGACAAGACUCAUUGGUACAUGGCGUCGCGCAUAUCAACGGACGAGCUGUGGCGCGUUACUUAUGGUGAGAAGGUAGCCACUCGAGAGGAGCUGCUAGCGAGACAGCCAGCGAAAUGGCAAGAAAUGAUUCCAGGACACCCGACUCUAGAACAGUACAAAAUUGUCAACUUCAGCCCCUAUCGGGUGCACCAGCGGCUAGCACAUGCCAUGAGAGUUGGGCGUUUUCUUCUAUCUGCGGACGCUGCUCAUCGUUCGACGAUAGCAGUAUUCCGAGGUUAUAGAUCCGAUCUCGAGCAGCCAUAUCAGACUAAUUUUCGACUCGGAUCCGGCCACAAUGAUGGAGACGAACGAAUUCCUAAAGCUUGCAAGCGAUCAGAGACAGACAAAGCGAUUGCGAAGGAAAUGAUGCCUGCGAUCAAUGUCAUCAAAUACGACUUUACACAGCACUAUCGGAAUGCCUCUGCCGACGGCAGAAAUGAGUAA